This is a messenger RNA of Stegastes partitus (bicolor damselfish), 2983 nucleotides long. RefSeq names its product neural cell adhesion molecule 3 (gene ncam3). Gene Ontology annotation, biological process: homophilic cell-cell adhesion. Gene Ontology annotation, molecular function: protein binding. Gene Ontology annotation, cellular component: plasma membrane. The record is from RefSeq and is a predicted model, not a curated record. The transcript has 17 exons. The coding region runs from base 1 to 2097 and encodes 698 amino acids. Lineage: Eukaryota; Metazoa; Chordata; Actinopteri; Pomacentridae.
AUGAACCAGUCGGCUCUCAUCCUGAGGACGGCCUUGCUGCUCCUGCUGCUGGUGUACAGCACUGACGCUAAGAUGGACAUCAUUACCAGUAAGCAAGACCUUCACGUGGGAGAAGAAAUCUUACUGUUGUGUAAAGCCGGCGGAGACGGAGAGAUAACAUGGCAGAAGGACGGGGUGGAUAUCGAUGAUGAGGAAAUUGUGGAAAAAGUGGAUGAAACCUCCUCUAAGCUGGUGAUUAAGAAGGCUACGAUGGGGAAUGCGGGCAGGUAUACCUGUUUGUGUGAGUUUGACAGCGGACACACUGAUGAAGUUCAGACAACGCUCUAUGUUUAUGAGGGUCCAUCAUUUGGAAGCACCACCACCUAUCAUGAGUUUCUGGUAGGCACAAAUGGGACAGUGCCGUGCCUGGUGACCGGACAGCCGGCGGUGGAUGUUCACUGGUUCAGAGACAAAAAAGAGAUCUCUUCUCAUGGAAGACGUGUGUUUCAGAUGCGUGACAACUCGCUCUUUAUUGAAAAAGUGGAGCGAGAGGAUGGUGGGAUGUACGUGUGUCGUGCUCAGAUCAGAGGAAGGCCCAUCUACCAGGAUCUCUCUGUCUCUGUUGUUAUCAAUUCUCCUCCUACUGCGCGCCUGAAGGAAGAGGUGAAAAAAGUGAUGGCCGGACCUGAAACCAACGUCUCACUACUGUGUUUAGUAGGCGGCCAUCCAAAACCCAACAUUACCUGGAACAUGCCCGUGAUGUUUGACCCUUCCCGUCAUCACUUCAACUCGGACCGCAGCCAGUUGACGAUAUUGUCCGUUGCCAGGGCCGACUAUGGAGAGUACAUCUGCACCGCCACCAACAAGUUAGCCGAGAGCAGCGCUGCUCUCAUGCUUCACGUCUUCGAGGCCCCAGAGGUGUUUGUGUCAGCAGAUGAGCAGCGAGUGUUGACGGGCGAGCGGGUGUCUGUGUCCUGCAAUGUGUCUGGCCAUCCUCAGCCUGAGCUACACUGGCUCAACAAGCACAACGGACGCACACUGGAUUUAACCUCCGGUCGAGUCCGUGUGGUGGACGGUGUGCUGCUGAUUGAUGACAUGGUGCCCUCUGAUGGCGGAUUGUAUUCCUGCAUGGCCGUCAGCUCUUUUGGAAAUGCUUCUCGAGAUGUUGCAAUAUACACUCAGCCCGGGCCACCAUUCUACCUCUCAGUCUCUCCGGGCCCGACCUCAGUUCUCUUCUCCCUCAAGACCCUACCCAUCAAUGGAGGAACCCCAAUCAGAAGUUUUGUCCUGCAGUGGAGGCAAAAUCCAGCAGAACAGUGGAAAGAGACCACAGUCCCAGCUUCAGAUUCUUUAGCGAUCACCAACCUCAAGCCGUACACACUGUACACAGUACGUUUGGCUGCCUUGAAUGCAGUGGGACUGGGACAGUUCUCGGAACCAAACAGCGUUCGCACUCAGGGAAUACAAGGUGAACCCGACUCCCCAGUUCUGUCGUCUCCUGAGAUGAAAGUUGAAGGCAACUCCUUCGCCAUUCCUCUUAAACAGGUGGAUGAUGGCGGAACCCCUCUGCUGCACUUCCACAUUCGAUACAAACAGGAUAAAGACAAGACUGAGUGGAAAGAAAUGCAGCUGUCAUCCAGUGCUGACUCCAUCUCCCUUAAAGACCUGGGUUUCGGCUCAGACUAUCAACUGGAAGUGACAGCCAUCAACGCUAAUGGCUCCUCUAUACCUGCCACAUUCAACUUCACCAUUGCGGAGCAGCCUGUGAACCGCAGCAUGACUAAAGGCACAGUGGUGAGCAUCGUCAUGGUGAUCUUCCUGCUGGUAUUCCUGGUGGUAGACGCCACCUGCUGCUACAGAAACCGCUGCGGCCUGCUCAUGUCCAUCGCCGUGAAACUGUUCGGACAGAAGGUUCCAGGCCUCAAAAUGAUCGAAGAAGGAGACGGAACCACUAAGGGAGAAGUAAAGCUGAAGGGUAUAUCCACUCCAAGAGGCAGUAUUCAGGCAGGGACACUCACCAAGGAGGCCGGGCAGCUCACUGAGGUCACUUGUGACAAGGCCCCGCUCACUAAACACGAGAAAACACAACCAAAUAGACAACUGCCAACUGAUGCAUGAGACCAGCAACAGAAUAAAGAAACAAGAAGCAAAGUUAUAAAAAAACAAGUGAUCAUGUACUGUGCAGACAACAAGACAAAGUCAAACAAUCACCACUAUCCACCAUGGAAAGGAACAAACAUACUGGCACAUUUGUGUGUUAAACUGGGCUCAUCCAGACCGUGGUGCUGUUGGACAGAGAGGAUACACUUCCAGCUGAUAUGAAGACUGACAGACUGGAGAUUUUGCAGUAUUAUUGGUGUUUUUGUUUGCUUCAGUUUUGAUUAGCUGAAAGUCUUUUUACAGGGUAAUCUUGAUGUCUGUUUUUUACAGGGUAAAAUUAUCUAUAUGAUCGUCACAUUGCUUUUGUAAAAAAAAAAAACUUCAACAUGACACAACAAAUGUUUACUUCCUGUGCUUGAAUGCUACACAGACACAAGAGCUUAUUUCAAAUCUCCUUUUAGUGUUACUAACUCUUUCCCUGUGGCAGCUCCACUAACAGUUAUAUCAGUAAGUCGACAUUUUAGUUUUUAUUAUACUGCAGCUUUAUUAACCGUUAAAGCCAAAGUAGCCCUACACUUAUUGUACAGUUAUAUGUGCCUGUAUUUAUUUUAUCCAUUUAACCAUAACUAAAGGAGCAGCGUUCUUCAUGAGAGGUUUUGAAUUCAAAGCCGUAUUUGACUUUUUAUAGCCAGCUUUGCUGUUAAGCACUUUUUUUGUGUAAAGUUUUAAAUGGUCAGCUGCUAACAAGGACCACUAAUGAAAAGCAACUUUUAUUUUGAGAACCAUCUUUAAAGUACCUGUAAUAAUAAUCAAUGUGUGAAAUAUAAUUACACCUGAAGAAAUGAAUUCAUGUAAAUUAUUUUGUAAUUUUAGCUAUAGUAUUAACAUUUACAGUCAACACGUA